Molecule: messenger RNA, 1144 nt
Organism: Pundamilia nyererei
Lineage: Eukaryota; Metazoa; Chordata; Actinopteri; Cichliformes; Cichlidae
Gene: mrto4
Product: MRT4 homolog, ribosome maturation factor
Exons: 8
Coding region: 69-788 (239 amino acids)
Biological process (GO): ribosomal large subunit assembly; rRNA processing; nuclear-transcribed mRNA catabolic process
Cellular component (GO): nucleolus; preribosome, large subunit precursor
Molecular function (GO): RNA binding
Source: RefSeq, a predicted model, not a curated record
CAGAAACACUUGGGGUCCUUCUACUUCACGUGUGUGUGUCUGCUGCUGUGGCAUCGUGAGGAGGAAUCAUGCCGAAAUCAAAGAGAGAUAAGAAGAUUUCUUUAACGAAAACAGCCAAGAAGGGGCUGGAGUCAAAACAGAAGCUAAUUCAGGAGUUGCGGGAAUGUGUGGACACCUACAGAAACCUGUUCAUAUUCUCGGUGGCUAAUAUGAGGAAUAACAAGCUGAAAGACAUCCGGACAGCGUGGAAACACAGCAGAUUCUUCUUCGGCAAAAAUAAAGUCAUGAUUAUUGCUUUGGGGAAAAGAGAUACAGAUGAAUACAAAGAUAAUUUGCACAAGGUCGGCAAGCAUCUGCGUGGAGAAGUGGGUGUACUAUUCACAAAUAAAACAAAGGAGGAAGUACAAGAAUAUUUCAGUCAUUUCAAAGAGGUGGAUUAUGCUCGCGCAGGAAACCAGGCUCAGAUGGAUGUGACGCUGGAUGAGGGACCCCUUGAACAGUUUACUCACUCAAUGGAACCCCAGUUGAGGCAAUUAGGGCUUCCUACUGCUCUAAAGAAAGGAGUGGUAACACUGCUGAAGGACUAUGAAGUUUGUAAAGAUGGGGACACGCUCACUCCAGAGCAGGCUCGUAUUCUGAAACUCUUUGGUAUUGAGAUGGCAGAAUUCAAGGUGCAGAUCAAGUGUAUGUGGAACUCAGAAACAGGCGAGUUUGAGAACUUCGCUGGUGAGGAAGAGUCUAUGCAGGAUGAGGAAGAUGAUAACGAUGAUGAAGAUGAUGCAGAAUGAAAUUUCUGCAAGGCGGGAGAAUUUUUAAGAAAAUUCCUGCUUUCAAAAGCAGACGGACAUUUCAUUUAGCUUUCAUCCUGACAGCCAGUGCUGCAGUCUGUAGUCUCUCUGGUCUUUUUAUACCUACAAAACAUGAACUUCUGUCCUUCAUCUUGAAUUUUAGUUUUGGACAAUGUGGACUGUAUUCAAAGGAUUAAAUCGUUUGUGAUGUCAUUGUUCUUCAAGUUCCCUCAGCACAGUGAGGGACUGAUAUUGUGUGGAAGUCCCUUUCCUUUCAAACACCAAUGUAAAUCACUGUUCAUGUUAAACCAACACUCAUGAAUAAUAUACACGUUUUGAUGAUGUGACAAAUUUAA